Fundulus heteroclitus (mummichog) is the source of this 1311-nucleotide messenger RNA. RefSeq names its product prostaglandin E synthase (gene ptges). Bases 66 to 506 code for a protein of 146 amino acids. The transcript has 3 exons. The record is from RefSeq and is a predicted model, not a curated record. Gene Ontology annotation, molecular function: prostaglandin-E synthase activity. Gene Ontology annotation, cellular component: membrane. Gene Ontology annotation, biological process: prostaglandin biosynthetic process. NCBI's taxonomy places the organism in Eukaryota, Metazoa, Chordata, Actinopteri, Cyprinodontiformes, Fundulidae.
CCUUCUGAGGAAAGUCAGCAGCGCAGCGAGCCUUCACCCCUGCUGAAAGUGAUCAAGCUUCAGUCAUGAUAAGAAACGAGGUUUUCUCCUGUUUUGUCUUCUAUGCAGUCCUCCUGGUGAUCAAAAUGUACACCAUCGCAGUCAUAACGGGACAAGUCAGGCUGCGAAAGAAGGCUUUUGCCAACCCAGAGGACGCGCUGAGACACGGAGGCUUGCAGUUUCACAGAGAGGAUCCAUAUGUGGAAAGAUGCCGAAGGGCCCACCUCAACGACUUGGAGAACAUCCUCCCGUUCCUCUUCCUGGGGGCUGUCUACUCCCUGACCGGACCUUCGCUGACUGUGGCCCGCUUUCACUUCCUGGUGUUCUUUCUCGCCCGCGUGCUGCACAGCCUCGCCUACCUGUUGGCCUUGCGAGCACCCACCCGUUCUCUGGCCUACACCGUUGCACAGAUACCCUGCGUGUCCAUGGCUGUGCAGAUCCUGAUGUCAGUGGCCUCCUACGCCUAGCUUUUAAAGACUUUGGGAGUGAAGAAAUGCCCGGAGACCUGUAUCGGAGAGGGUUCACUACGGGUUCCUGUAGAGAGACAGCGGGAGUGCAAUAUAAGGUGUUGGAUUUAUGCCUGUUCGUAUUUUUAUUUCGUUUUAUUUUUAGCAAGAGCCUGUCAGUAUUUUUUUUAUUGUUAUGUUUCGAAAAAUGUGACAAUGUUUCAACAGAUUUUGAAGUAUGAUGUUUGACACCAUGGACUGGUGUUCCUAAAAUGCAAAUGAAGAUUGUUACUCAUUUUACCAUGAAAUUGUUGAAACGUUUUUGACAGACAGUUGUUGACUCAAAGCCACUUCAGGACUCUCCCCCCCCCCCAGCUGAGCUCCUCCGUAUGUUGAUCCUUAACCUCUCCUGUGUUUACAUUCAACACAGACCACUAUUGGUGUGGUUUAGAACUGUCAUCGUGGCCUGGUCUGUUUCCUGUGUGGGUCUUCCAGCUAUUGUGUUGAACCUUGUUUGGACAGUGCAUUCGGCAACAGUUAAAUGGAUCCUGAGUGAUGAGGUGUGGAAAUGUUGAAUCGGGCUCACCUACAGCACCACCACCCCCCACCCCCCCGCCACUGCGUGAGUCAAACUGAGGCUUCCCGUAAUAAAAGGACUGAAACGUGAACUUGUCUCAACAGCCUACAAGGACAAAUCAUCUGUGAAAACCUGUUCCAUGGUUAUCUUUAAGGUUUUGUAACUGUAUUUAUUACACUCUGUUGAGCUAGACAGACAUAUCAAUGUGUAUUUUUCUAGGCAAUAAAACAAUUCAUAGUCUAACGUGAA